CGCCGCCGGAGAGGCCACCCCCGCCGCCAACACCAACGACGAGGCCCGCGCCCUCCUCCCUCGCGCCCGGAGACGCCUCUAGCCGGCUUGCCCAGUUGCCCAAAGAAGAUAUAAGAGAAGAGUGAGAGAGAGAGAGAGAGGAGAAAGGGAGAGGAGGGGAGAGGAGGCUGACGUGGCCAGCUGAUAUGUGGGUCUCAAGCUGACUCAGACGCCACGUAGGACAAAACCAGGGGUAAAAACUAUCAAAGGAUCUCGGGUGACCGGUUUUAUGUAGUUAAGGGACCCCGCAUAUCUGGUUUUGCGGUUCGAGGAUGUUUUUGUAUCCGAUGACAAGUCAAGGGACCUUCGGUGUACUUUUUCCAUGUACCAAAUCUAUCUCGACUUGAGUUGGAAUCAGGCCCUUAUAUCUCAGCCUGUCCAAUUCAUACAAAGCCUACGCAGUAAGAAUAAGUUGGGCUGGUUUUCUGAUUGAGGGAUGUGAUUCGACAGGACAAGAGCUGAGGGGAACAAAAUAGACUUACUACCUACGCAGAACUCACAAGAUUAGGCCCAUUUUCUAUUUUAGUUUGCGCGGCCCAGCUACUACUCUGGGCCAUUAUAACCGCGGCACGCUCCCGCGCGCGGGAAUAGCCGCGGAAAGGCAGCGAAAGAGGGCGCGAAACCGUAGAGGCGGGCGGCGAGCGGCGGCGGCGGCGGCGCGGAGAUGAGCUCGUCGACGUCCGCCCGCGACGACGAGGCGCCGGACCUCGUCUGCCAGAUCGACUGCGUCCACGGCAUGGUCGACGCGCUCUCCUGCGUCCGCUGGAAGCGCCACCAGGACGCGGUGCUGGAGCUGUCGGAGCACGGCAUCGUGCUCAUCGUCGAGGAGAGUGGCUGCCUCCAGGCCAAGGUCUACCUCAAGCGUGAGCUGUUCAUGGAAUAUGAGUACGCGGCAGAGGGGCGGCCGCGGUUUGGCCUCAGCCUGGGGCUCCUCGUCGAUUGCCUCAACACGUUCUCGGCCCCGGGGCACUCCUCUCCUGUCGAGAUCCGCUACCCUGGGCCUGAUAUGCAGCUUCUUCUCAAGUCAGUGGGCUCCCCAGAUUCAUGUAUGUAUGCAGAAAUUAGAACCAGGAUUCCAGAUACAAUCUCCUGGGAUUACCAUUUUGAGCAUGCUGGGAAUACACCAGUCACUUUUACUGUCAAGUCUGCUGUCCUGAAAGAAUCGAUCGAGGACCUUGAGUGGCCAGGUUCCAGCAUUCAGAUUCAAAUGCAACCAGACCCCCCUUCGGUACUAUUCAAAGGUGAAGGUCAUGGUGACUUGCAGAUUGAGUUCCCCUACUAUGCAAAUACAGAUCUUCUCAUUGCAUUCCAAUGUGACCAUGAAACAUCAUACAGGUAUAAGUACAAAUUUCUUCGUGCAACAACUUCGAAUUUCCCAAACAGUAUUGUGAAGGAGAAUCGUGGGAGCAAGGUGACAAUUGGUAGGGGUGGGAUGCUUAAAAUCCAGCACCUGGUUUCAGUUGCAAGGCCAGGUGUUCAAACGUUUGAUGUGACAGGGUGUAAAGUUUUGGGAUGGGAUCUAAAGAGGGCCCAAAGCAUUUUCCUUUUGCUGCUCAAGCAACAGUCUACAGCGUGGUGAACCUGAGUCAAAAUAGCCUAUUCAUAUUACUUGGGCAACCAAAAACAUGGCCAAAUUCAAUAUCAUCUUUAAGACGAAAUGGAUUUUAAUUUUUGGAGGAAGUUUGGUGUUGAAUUUACGUUGCUUGCUACUAAUUGUAUGAUGAUUGCUUGACUCCGUUUUUGGAAGUUCAUUAUUGCUUGAUUGCUUACUUGACGUGUUCUGCAUAUAAUGCAAUUUGAAGUGCAUUGGGAUGGGAUAUAUAAUCGGUGUCGGACACUGUAAGUUUAGUACUAUAAUUGUGACUGAACAGUUUGUACUUUGGUCAUUUCUUCUGGAAAAAUACUGAACUAGAUUCAUGCUAUUAUAAAGGAAUUUGUUGGCCAAUUGACAA
This is a messenger RNA of Oryza sativa Japonica Group (Japanese rice), 1991 nucleotides long. RefSeq lists its product as uncharacterized. The record is from RefSeq and is a predicted model, not a curated record. Gene Ontology annotation, cellular component: checkpoint clamp complex. Lineage: Eukaryota; Viridiplantae; Streptophyta; Magnoliopsida; Poales; Poaceae. Gene Ontology annotation, biological process: DNA repair; DNA damage checkpoint signaling.